Messenger RNA from Annulohypoxylon truncatum, 1846 nucleotides. RefSeq lists its product as uncharacterized. Gene Ontology annotation, molecular function: DNA binding. Lineage: Eukaryota; Fungi; Ascomycota; Sordariomycetes; Xylariales; Hypoxylaceae. The record is from RefSeq and is a predicted model, not a curated record. Gene Ontology annotation, biological process: regulation of DNA-templated transcription. The coding region runs from base 532 to 1746 and encodes 404 amino acids. The transcript has 4 exons.
UUCUCUUUCAUCAUACCAGAGCUACCUACCUUUCUUGGAUAAACUAAUACUCCGUGUCUAUCCUGUGGCCAUCGUCUUCCUAUCUCGUAUCCUUCCGGGCGUCUAUUUGAGCCUCUUCGGGUAGUCUUGAACUCCUCUCCUUUCCGCAAGGAACAGACUCUUACUACGUCCUUAUACGGUAGAGGCUGUCUUGGAGGGAUCUAUCUAGUCUCGUCGCCAUAUAAUCUGCAGGACUCGGGAAGAUAAACCGAAAUAUCUGCAUAUAAUUGUCACCCAUUAGCCACAGACGUUGACUUUUGCCUCCCGUUCUGCCAAACGUACCUAUUGAAGUGCUGGGACUGAAGUGUGCAAAUGGUUGAAGUUUGAUAAAACGGAGCACACUCUGGAAACAAAUCGAGGGCUCUGCCUUAAUUGUUUUAAAACAAACCUGGAGCUUCGUUACGGGUCGCCGCCAUAUAUACAGGUGCCUACUUAUCGUUCACUAAUUCAGACGCCACACGAGACCCGUUAUCCAGGUCAGCAAUAGAUAAGAUGUCUGCUCUUACGAUGCCUUCUUCGCCAUACCAUCAUGGGUUUCCUCACGAAUUCUCUUGGCGAGAAUCUUCUGAGCUAUCCUCCAGACCAGGAGAGAAAAUCGCCCUCCCGUCUAUCCGACAGGCUUUCCCAGAGCUUCAGCUUCACAUACAACAUGACAUUUCGGCCAGAACACCACCAUCCGCGACAACUCCUCCUGGAAGAUCAUUUAAUACUACAACCUGGUCAGAAUAUGUCCACUCACAGUCACCACAACACCUAAAAAAGAGGCCUCUAGCCAUGGAUCAGUUUGAGUAUAGGAAGAAUCAAGAAACAAAUUCGUUGCCGAGGAUAUCAACUAUCUCUCACGAUGACAGCCAUCGACAGCCCCGGCCGACGACCCGAAGAGCAAACGUUGAGGCAUGGGAGGAUCCGCACCGUCCCAACCCUUCUUACGGGAGAUCUGUACGGUCUCCCAUAAGCCUAGAACCACAUGAACGACGCGAGGCUCGUUCUACUCUACCGAGUUUACCACUAAUGAAUUUUGCUGGAGCUGUGUCUGAACCACGCCGUCCUGCGAAGCUGAACGAUGAUUGGACGAGGGGAUUUAUGAGGAGACCAAGCAUGUCGAGCAAUGGGAGUCUACAUACGGAUGGAGGAUCUCCCACAUAUCGACCUGAAGGUUUUAGCUACGACCCCCAUCACCCUAGCCGGGUACAGUCUCUUUCGAUGGGCUCGGUCCAUAGCUAUGACAGGACGCCGUUCUCACCGGGACUCUCACCACGGCCGUACGACCCACACCAAUAUCACGAGAAUUUGAUGCGGAUCCGCGAUUUUGGCAUGGUGAUGAACGGCGAGGGCAAGCAAAGGAAGCGUCGUGGGAAUCUACCAAAGGAGACAACAGACAAAUUGCGUGCUUGGUUCGUCGCCCAUCUGCAACACCCGUACCCGUCAGAGGAGGAAAAGCAAGAUUUAAUGAGGCAGACGGGCUUACAAUUAAAUCAAAUAAGCAAUUGGUUCAUCAAUGCGAGGCGGCGGCAACUACCGACCAUGAUUAACAACGCCCGUGCCGAGUCAGAUGCCAUGACAGUGCGUAAUAGCGAUGGCAAGUUGCUACCUUCGACUGAACGAGCAGACUACGACCCAGACUGCAAGCCUCUGAGCGAUUGCGAUGUGGAACUAGAGUCAAUGAAACGACGUAGGAUCAACAACGUUAAUCGCGGUAGUAUAUGAUAGAAAUCAUGCUACCCCGGAAAGGGUUGCUUGUAUUACUAUGGAUAUCGGCAUUAUUUAUAUUAUAGACAGCUUUUAAAGUCGAAUUUCGAGUCGAUCG